Symbiodinium pilosum is the source of this 639-nucleotide messenger RNA. The record is from the annotation of a GenBank genome assembly. Lineage: Eukaryota; Dinophyceae; Suessiales; Symbiodiniaceae.
AUGGGCUCUGCCCGCAAUAUCGUUCCGCCUUGGGGCGGUGACGCGCGCCUGGGCGACCGCGUGCUGAAGCAUGUAACCUCAUUGCUUCGCGCACGCGAUGAGGCCAUCGGCCAAGACCAGGUGAACCAUGAGGUCACAGUCUAUGACCCCGUUGAGGUCUUUGGAGCUGGCGGCGCCCUUGAAGGCGACGGACAGCUGGGCAUCCCACACUUCUUCAUGAAGGCAGGAACGCAGCCGAAGAUGGAUGAGAUGGCAGCCACUAUCAAGGCAGCAGAUGGCUAUGUUGUUGUCACAGCAGAGUACAACCACUCCUUGCCUCCUGCGCUGACGAGUCUCAUGGGUCAUUUCGGUGGAUCCAACUACAAGUGCAAGCCUUCUUGCAUCGUGACCUACAGCCCCGGCCCUUGGGCCGGCAUGCGUGCGGCCAUGGCGGCACGCCCUUUCCUCUCCGAGCUCGGCUGCAUCCCAGUAAGCAAGUUGGCGGCUUUCCCCGCACCGGCAGAGCUCUUUGAUGAGGAGGGUGCGCCCAAAGAUCCCGAACACCGCAUGCUCAAGCAGCUACCAGCCAUGGUUGGCGAGCUCGAGUGGAUGGCCCUUGCCAUGAAGAAGAUGCGGGACACCGCUGGCUUGCCAAAGUGA